AUGGUGGCAAAAACGCCUGCACAAGGGUCACACUGUGACGACCUGAUAGAGGUCUUCAACCAACUCCGAGCAUAUAACAUGAAGCUCAACCCAGACAAAUGUGCUUUCGGAGUCCAAAGAGGAAAAUUCAUUGGCUUCAUGCUAACCUCAAGAGGUAUAGAAGCCAACCCAGAAAAAUGCAGUGCAGUACUGACCAUGACAAGUCCAAAAACAGUAAAAGAAGUCCAGCAAUUGGCAGGCAGAAUAGCUGCCCUAUCACGUUUCCUACCCGCAGUGGCAAAUCGAUCUUAUCAUUUCUUCCAAACAUUCUCCAAAGGCAAGAAAUUCACAUGGACAGAUGAAUGUGAAAAGUCCUUUACGGAACUCAAACAGCUCUUGACGUCACCUCCAAUACUCCAGAGACCAGAGUCAGGUAAGCCGUUGUACUUAUAUUUAUCAGUAUCUAACCAUGCCAUAAGCUCGGUCUUAGUGAUGGAAAUAGGAAAACAGCAAAACCCAGUAUAUUUCAUCAGCAAGGUAUUACAACCAAUAGAAACAAGGUAUCCAAAGAUAGAACAGCUAGCGCUGGCGCUAGUCACCACGGCAAGGAGGCUGCGACAUUACUUUCAAAGCCACACAAUCAUAGUACGAACAGACCAACCACUAAGGCAAAUAUUAACCAGACCCGAACUCGCCGGAUGUCUAAUAAAUUGGUCAAUCGAACUAUCCGAGUUCGACAUUCAGUAUGAGUUGAGAAAAGCUCUGAAGUCACAAGUACUCGCUGACUUCGUGUCAGAAAUGACUAAUGAGACCCAACACAUAGCAGCCAGUUGGAGCAUACAUGUAGACGGAGCAUCAAACAAAGAAGGAAGCAGAGCUGGGGUACUGCUAAAAGAGGGAGAGAAAGUGAUAGCCGAGCAAUCACUUCAAUUCCGCUUCAAUGCAAGCAACAACCAAGCGGAAUAUGAAGCUCUGCUAGCAGGACUAAAACUCGCCCAACAACUCAAGAUAUCUCAAAUAACAGCCUACUGCGACUCAGCACUUGUAGUACAUCAAAUCAAGGGCGAAUACCAGGUAAAAGAUCCUUUUCUAGAGAAAUAUUGGCUCAUAACAAAGGAUCUCAUUUCAAAGUUCAAUAAAUUUGAUAUUAUUCAUGUAAACCGAGAACAAAACACUAGAGCCGAUGUGUUAUCCAAGUUAGCCACAACAAGGCAGGCGGAGAACACACCGGCCCUGUCACAACUAACACUCGACAAGCCGAGUUUUGAGCAGGACACAAUCUUAAGCAUCAUGCAGGUGGCCACCCCACCGUCCACACCGCCUCCGGCGACGCCAGCUCUCAGCCCGCAUCUCUACACCUGCUCCGAGUCAGCCCAUGGUCUCACCCGCUCAUCUUCUCAUCACCACUCGACCCGUCGAGCACCCAAGGUCUCCCAGGUAACGAACAUUGAUGCCAUCUGUGGGGACCCUGGAGCAGACAUGGAGCGACUCCCCACGUCGGAGGAACUUCGUGAAGGAGGAGGGGCCCGCCUGAGUAGGGCGAGUUUGACAGCUCGCGCCAGCGAACAACCACGAUUCUCCGUUCAGCCAAACCAACCAAUCUACACCAAGACCCUUGAAAGACGUCCCUUCGGAGGGACGGGAGCCGACAGUGCCAAGAUUAUGCAGGAGCUUAGACACAGAGUACAAAACCUCAAAAGGGAGCUAGCAGCGAAGAGUCGAUCCCACGGAGACGUCAGCUGA
Molecule: messenger RNA, 1722 nt
Organism: Arachis ipaensis
Lineage: Eukaryota; Viridiplantae; Streptophyta; Magnoliopsida; Fabales; Fabaceae
Source: RefSeq, a predicted model, not a curated record